CGCAUAAGGAGUUCCGUCGUUGCAGUUCUUUCCCCCGUUCCCGCUCACAUUGAACAGCAGCGGCAGUGCUCUUGCUCUCGUUCUCUAGGCGAAGAUUGGGAAUCGCGGAGUUUCAAAAUCCGAGAAUCUGCUGAAAUGGAAGAUGGAAACGGAAGUGAUUUAGAGAGAGAAGAGGGAGAUUCCGUAGGGGAGUUGCUGCGGGACCGGUUCCGCCUCUCUGCCAUCUCCAUAGUCGAAGCCCAAGCGAAGAAGAACGAGAUAGAGAUAUCUGAACCAAUCACAGCUUAUAUCUCAGACUUGGCCUUCAAAUUCACAGAACAACUUGGUAAGGACGUAGAGCUGUUUGCGCAGCACGGUGGGCGCAAAUGUGUGAACAUGGAGGAUGUCAUUCUGUCCAGUAAGUCUUGUGUUUUGAGCUCUCUUCGGCUUGUGUUUCCGUGGUUUCGGGCCCUUUUGAUGUAUUUAGGUUAGGUCUACUUUUGAUUCCACUUUUGUUGCAGCUCAUAGGAACGAGUAUUUAACUUCAUUGUUGAGACCCUUGAGCAACGAAUUGAGGGCAAAAGAGCCACAAUCUGAAAGGAAGCGAAAGAAGACAUCAUCGUCUAAAAGGGAAGACGCCAACAACACCAGCAACAAGGGCAACAAUGUUCCGCAUUUGUCCCCUGACCAGUGACCACUAAUAUAAGAUAGAAACAUAUAUCUACAAAAUCCUAACAAAUGGAAGAUUUAGAGUUGUUCAUUAGUAUGACUCAGAUUUAAUAAGAGACAAAGAGGAGCAUUCUGAUAAUUUUGGUACCCUUUUAUAUUUUCUUUGGCUGACACGGAUCAGAGGAAAGAGUACACCUUUGACUAGUCAAUUUUAUUUUUAUUAUCAUUUUCGUAUCAUUUAAAAUUUAAUUUUUAAAA
This is a messenger RNA of Linum tenue, 906 nucleotides long. Lineage: Eukaryota; Viridiplantae; Streptophyta; Magnoliopsida; Malpighiales; Linaceae. The record is from the annotation of a GenBank genome assembly.